CGGAUUAGUGCAUCGGACUAACACUAUAAACAAUCACUAGAAAUAGUUAAACUUUAUUUCAUUUUACAGACCACAAGAGUAUGGCAUCGAGGAUCCCUGUAAUCCAAGAUUUUACGACAUCAUACUGGAAGAAGAAGCUCUUACAUUUGAACCCUGCCAGGACGUAAAUAAGGCAGUUUCUGUACAUCACUCAACAUUUUCAUUGAAAGAUCGCGUAAAUAGGACUUACAAUAUUGGCGAACAAAUUCGAGCUAUCGUCAUGCUGCAUGACGGUUACGGUAAACGUAAAUAUUCUGGUGGCGAUCAGUUGAGAGCGACGAUAGGAAACAAAGAACUUCAAGUAUCAGCCCCUUGUAUAGUGAUUGACAAUAGAGAUGGAACACAAACGGUAGUGUGUGAAGCAUUGUGGAGUGGUACUUCAACAAUAAGUGUAACUCUAGCGUAUCCUAGAGAGACCAUUACAGCACAUUAUCGGAUUAAAACACAAGUUUUAGCAACAAUACAUACAUAUGGAAGAUUCAAGAGCAGAAGCUACAGUGAGGAGUCUAUCUGCCAUCCAAACCACAGUUAUCUUCUGAAGCAUACACAUAACACCGAGCUUUGUAAUAUAACUUAUAUGAACUCAGGAAUGCCGUUCUAUUGUGGAAAACCAAAGGACAAACAUUUGCUGUGUCAGGAUUUUCAGUUUACAGGAUCAUCGAAACCAUUUCCUGAACUCAAAGUCUCAAAAUGUGAGGAAACAUUAUUAGAAAGGGCACAACUUAUUUUGAAGAAGACUAUAGCUAUUGAUGUUCAAAAAAGAAAGAAAGACAAUAAUGUAUCAUUUAUUGACAAACCGUCCAUUACUUGUUCAAUGUACAAUAGUUCAUCUCUGUGGAGGUCUAGGAAACCAACUGGAUUCUUCAUAAAUGGAACAUGGCAUCUUCGACACUGUCUUGGUUUCAAAGAGAAUCUUUAUACAGCGUGCCUAAGGAAUGCGCAUUUGUAUUUGUUUGGCGAUUCUACGACCAGAGCCUGGUAUAAAACAAUCAUUGAGCGCUUUAAAUGCAAGCCUAUUACUGAAGAAUGGCACAAGGAAAAAUGGCAUAAAGAGGCAGAGUGUUAUAAUAAACACAUUAAUUUUAAGGCUGGAUGGUAUCCACACGCACAACCAUUUUUGUUCGGAAACAUUUUUGAAGAUGUUCGUUAUACUUUAUAUUCAACAUCUCGACGUAUAGAUAAUAUACCACGAGAUGAACGUGCAAUCAUAGUAAUACAUUUAUUCGUACACUUUUUAGUAUUUCAUCAUACCGUUUUUAAACAAAGAAUGCAAAUCAUUCGUAAAAGCGUUGAAUCGAUUUUAGAAAAUAAUAAAAAAUCAAUAGUUAUGAUAAAAGGACCACAUACAUUUGACGGCACACGGUUUGGUGGGUACAGAUUCUGUGACUAUUUUGGAUAUUUGUAUAGCAAGAUUUUAUUUGAAGUAUUUGAAGGUUUACAUGAAAGAGUUGUAAUUCUUAAUAACAGAGACACUACUAUAGCUCAGCCCUUAAAAGGGGAUCAUCAUCCGCCAAGAAAUAUUGUAGAUGCUAUGGUUGAUCAAAUGCUAAGUUAUGCUUGUGGUCAUUAAAAGGCACAUUUUAGUGACUAUACUUUAACUUGAUUGAUAAAAACGUAUGGGAAUGUUAAAAACUAGUCUUUAUAUUAUAGGUUAUCCAAUAUCUUUGGAUACCAUUGUUUGUACCUUAUAUUUUUAGACAAUGCAUAAAAAUUUGUUCAGUAAAGUAACUAUAUAUCAGACAAUCUGAAACCUUUUGUUGACCCUCCUUUGUAAAACAGCAGCGCUUAUGAGACCAUGAUAUAUCUUAUAUAAAUACAGUCAUUGAACUAAUUGUCUCCAUCGUGACAUGUACCAACGGUUUUAAGAAACGAUAUAUGCAUGGCCAACUCAACGGCUUCAAGGAUCAGGCAAGACAUUGAAUAUCUUUGACUAAUAUCAUAAACAUAAAUUGCAGAGUUUAACCUUGUAACCUAGUGUAGUGAUUCGAGGCUUCUGGUCAACCAGGAGCCCGGUUAGCUCAGUUGGUAGAGCACCUGACUUGCAAGCAGGGGUCGUAGGUUCAAGUCCUACACCGGGUAGAUAAUUUUCUCAUCAAACUACAACAGUGUUGUGACGGAUGUUACAUUUAAAAGUCAUGUACCUGAGGUGGUUAUUAUUAGUAGUGUGAUACCUACUUCCGGAACGCGAUAGAGGGCGGGAUUCUCCAACCAGAAGAUCAGACUUUACAGUGCUACCACAGAGAAACACGUAUUUAAUUUCUUCCUAAUAAUUACAUCUCCGUGGGUUAGUCCCCGUCCACUCCCUGGCCAAUAAGGUAUAUCUGACUCUUGCUUAAUUAAUGAUGUUACAAUAAUGGCGACGAACAUUCAGAUGGCAAUUUAGCGGGAAGAUACAGUCAUUUGCCGUAAGGGUAGACAGCAUUAAUUUCGAGUUGUCAUUUUUGUCAUAGGCCAACACGGCAUAAGGGCGAAACUGGUUAUACUACAUAAGGUUUGGCAUUGACUUGAAGGUUUUCAUUUUAAGCGCAGUCUGAAGGGUUGAGGAGGCUAGUAAAUAAAUUCCAGACUUCUAGUUUUAUUUAUUUAUUAUAUAAUUAACAAUAAGGUUUCGGUCAAGCAGAAGGCAUUUGUAGACUUGGGAGGAGAAAUAUAGAAUUAAUUGUAAAGUCUCCAGGUUUCAAGCCAGGUGAUUUUUCAACUUCUGCCGGAUAUUAGCUGAUUUAUUUUUCGAAACAUGUCCAGUUCCGGUGAAGUCUUCUAGACUUACUUGCUCUUCUUACAGGCUCAAACAGAUUACAGAAUAAAAUUAUAAAGUAGCAGUCUUCUAGACCUACCUAGCUACAACAGAUAUACAGACAGAAAUAAGGUUGUUUUUUCCAUAUAAAUGGUGGUGUCU
Messenger RNA from Mercenaria mercenaria, 2935 nucleotides. Its product is annotated as NXPE family member 4-like. The record is from RefSeq and is a predicted model, not a curated record. NCBI's taxonomy places the organism in Eukaryota, Metazoa, Mollusca, Bivalvia, Venerida, Veneridae. The transcript has 5 exons. The coding region runs from base 260 to 1609 and encodes 449 amino acids.